Paraglomus occultum is the source of this 478-nucleotide messenger RNA. The record is from the annotation of a GenBank genome assembly. Lineage: Eukaryota; Fungi; Glomeromycota; Glomeromycetes; Paraglomerales; Paraglomeraceae.
AAAUAUGCCUAUAAAAGCAAGAGCAUUAUAUGACUGUGUCGCUGAUGAUGUUUCAGAGUUAUCUUUCAAAGAAGGAGACAUUUUGAUUGAUGUCGUUGAAAGCGACAACGAAGGGUGGCUAGAGGCGGUCUUAGAGAGAACGAACGAGAGAGGUCUGGUUCCAAAGAAUUAUGUUGAACAGUUUGAGGAUAAGCCAAAGCCACCAAAAGUGUUACCAAAAGGUACGGCAAAACCAGUAGGAUCUAAUGGAGUCAAAUCGACCGGUCCACCCGCGAUUAUGCCGAAACCCACAGUAAAUGCACCAGAUAGACCAUUGGGUGGACCACGGAGACUUUCCGCAAAUGUGAUAGCAAGCUUUGAAAAGACGACAAACACCACUACUACACCCACCGCCAAAUCAUCUGUCAAGUCUACGGCACCUCUGAUAAAACCAAAACCAGACAUCAGCGGCAAUGGAAUCAAGUCACAUACUCAUGAU